AUGAAGACGCGCGGAAAAAAUUUCGACGUUGUUCAUCACGGAAUGGUACUACUCAGUGAUGGUAAAGGUCGGGGAAGACCUGUACGACUGGAACUCACAAAAGAUGUUCUUAUCAUUCAAAUAACAGCCAAAAGUAGUUUUUUCGAUGAGAUGAAAGAUUCGAUGAUUGAAUUGGAUAAUAGCAUACGAUGUGUUAAAUUACGCAAGAAACAUGAUAGUGGUUUAGGAUUAUCAAUUAAAGGUGGUAAUGAUGAUAAUCAACAAGUUCCAGUUGUUAUUUCAAAGAUUUUUCCAAAUACACCUGCGGAAGAAUGUGGCCAAUUAUACAUUGGUGAUGUGAUCAUUGAAAUAAAUGGACAAUCAACAGAUGGUAAAAGUCAUGAUGAAAUUGUUCAACUUUUAAAGGAUACUGACGAUGAAGUAACACUUAGUGUCAGACAUUAUAUACAAAUUACUCCGUAUUUAAAGCCAGCAGAUUCGCUUAGAUCACAUACCGGAAGUGCAUUUGAUCGUCUGUAUGAACCGAAUACCUGGAAGAAAGUACAAUCAUCGAUUCAUCCCGGUGAUAUAAUCGGUACACGAAGUACUGCCAGUCGAGGUACAACUGAUGAUGCAUCAGAUGAAUGGAAAACCAUGGCAAAAAUUCCAUUACCGAUGGCAUUCAUUACUCGUUACUUAUGGGGUACUGAUAAAUUAAGAAAUAAUGCAUUCGAAGUUCGUGCAGUGGAUGGUUCAUCGACAGGUAUUGUGCAUUGCGAAGAUAAAAAUACUGUGGAACAAUGGAUUAAGCAUAUUCAGAGUCGUAUCACGUCGCUUAAUUAUAAAUCCAUCAAAUUAUCAAAUAAAUAUUUGCAUAAAAAUGAGCAGAUUACAUAUAUCGGUUGGGUAAGUGAACGAUUACCGGAAGAACAUUUCAAAGAUCCACGUCAACGUUGGGAACCUCGAUUUAUCAUCCUGAAGGGUGGCGAACUUUGUAUUUUCGAAUCACCACCACUGAAUUCGGAUGAUUUAAAUAAAUGCGUAUCGUUGUACAAAAUUUACGAUACAGCAUUUAAAGUGAUGGAUCGAGAAAAGCCAGCAUUGGACAAACGUGAUUAUUGUUUUUGGAUUGAAACAUCAAUGAAUGGCAUGAAACAUUAUAUGUCCGUUGAGAAUCAUCAUCAAUUUAAUCAAUUUGAUAUUGCUUAUCAUCGUUGUUUACAUAAUACUGUUAAUAGUUUUCAGACACGAACAUUUGCAUGCAGUUAUCAAGGACGUCCUAGUGGCUUGGUGAUUGAUAUCAAGCAGGGUAUAAGCUUAUAUGAUAUACCCACAAAGAGUUACUCGUGGCAGUAUCGUUUCUGUGAUUUGGAAUCAUCAUCUGAUGAUGGAAAAAUACGAUUACGACUGAUUUUUCGCGAUGCACGAAGUUCAUCGAGUAAUAAUUUAGAAAUUAAGGAUAUUGAUACCGACGAACUUUCAUCCAUUGUAUAUACAAUACAUGCAUUUUAUGUAACCAAAAUUAUUGGAACCGAUCCGGAUUACCUGAAAACUAUUCCACUUUCGUGA
This is a messenger RNA of Acanthocheilonema viteae, 1548 nucleotides long. Lineage: Eukaryota; Metazoa; Nematoda; Chromadorea; Rhabditida; Onchocercidae. The record is from the annotation of a GenBank genome assembly.